Molecule: messenger RNA, 1074 nt
Organism: Malus domestica (apple)
Lineage: Eukaryota; Viridiplantae; Streptophyta; Magnoliopsida; Rosales; Rosaceae
Product: protein RGF1 INDUCIBLE TRANSCRIPTION FACTOR 1-like
Source: RefSeq, a predicted model, not a curated record
UCACUAUUGACAAAAUGUUGUGUACCUCCCCAAGGAGUAAAUAUUACGCCUUUCCUCUCUUGUGAAGCUCAAUAAAUACACUUAUCUUCAUCCCUUGGUCUCUCUCUAUCUCUCCAUCUCUCUUUCCUGUUUACAACACCGCCUUGGUAACAGCUCAAAGGGGCCGGGGGCUCUCUCUUUCAAGUGUCUAUGUGAUCAUGGGAAUUCAGAAGCCUGCAUGGUUGGAUGCCCUUUACACUGAGAAGUUCUUCGCCGGCUGCUCAUUCCACGAAACUGCGAAAAAGAACGAAAAAAACGUCUGCUGUUUGGAUUGUUGCAUCAGUAUAUGCCCCCAUUGUCUUCCCUCCCAUCGAUUCCACAGGCUCCUUCAAAUUCGCCGUUACGUUUACCAUGACGUUGUCCGAUUGGAAGAUCUUCAGAAGCUCAUCGACUGCUCCAACGUUCAGGCAUAUACCAUCAAUAGUGCCAAAGUAGUGUUCAUCAAGAAAAGACCUCAAAAUCGGCAAUUCAAGGGUUCUGGAAACUACUGCACAUCGUGUGAUAGAAGUCUUCAAGAGCCAUAUAUCCAUUGCUCUCUCGGUUGCAAGGUGGAUUACGUGCUUAAAUUCAAGAAAGACCUCUCUCCUUACUUGAAAACAUGCAACUCCCUUCAACUGAGUCCUGACUUCUUAGUUCCACUUUCCGAUAUGGGAGACGAGGAGAUGACCAGCGAUCAGACCAACCCCAAUUCCACAAUUCUGGACCUCGAUGACCCGAUGAGCUCGUCAUCAUCAGAGUCGUGGGGGUCUGAGACCAUGGGCAUGAGCUUGCACAUGACAUACAUGCAUCAUGAGGUCGUCAGAAAGAAGAGAAGCGGGCUUAAUUACGCGUCAAUAUGUGGAAGGUCAACUCAUAAAGCUUCCGACGAGGACAUGGCCACAAACAUGAUCAGUAGAAGAAAACGCAUUCCUCAUAGAUCUCCAUUGUGUUAGCAUAAUCAACAAAAAAUUUAAUAAACCUCAAUAUUACAAUUUUCCGUUUAAUUGACUGAAUUGAACCCUUCAAAUGCUUUGAUUAAUUAAAUAAUUACAUUAG